Molecule: messenger RNA, 4008 nt
Organism: Laetiporus sulphureus 93-53
Lineage: Eukaryota; Fungi; Basidiomycota; Agaricomycetes; Polyporales; Laetiporaceae
Exons: 10
Coding region: 1-4008 (1335 amino acids)
Biological process (GO): endosome organization; retrograde transport, endosome to Golgi; receptor recycling
Cellular component (GO): trans-Golgi network; recycling endosome; early endosome
Molecular function (GO): protein binding
Source: RefSeq, a predicted model, not a curated record
AUGCCCGAAUACGUCUACGUGAUUCAUGAAUUCAUCCCCGAGAAUCCGGACGAGAUUCCCAUGCGUACGGGGGAGCGCAUCGAAGUUAUUGAUAAAGAUGAUGAAUAUCAGGACGGAUGGUGGCAGGGACGCAAUACUGCGGGCCAAGUUGGGCUGUUUCCGCAGAGUUACACCUCCUACAAGCCCCCUGCUAUACCGUCCAUCCUCGCAGCGCAGGAAAGCGCCAAUGUAUCGUCUUCAUCGUCUACUGUAGAGGCGAGCGGGCGACGCACUUCAAGUGGGUCUCAGCUUGCCCGUUGUGCAGCUGAUCCGAUUCUGAGCAAUAGCACAGAAGAUAUGUCUCCACUCCCUCCUCGAACCGACGCAGAAGGCGAGGAUGAUGGUGAAAUGAUGAAGGCGACCAUGACCGACGUUCAGAAGGCUAUUGAGCAACUCGGUCGCAGCGGUGACGACGGCUCGCACAGCUUCAGCUUUGCGAGCUCCCAUUCUCGGUCAACGGACCACUCGGAGAUCGAGGACGACACCGAUGGAGACGACGAAGCUGACGGCUAUGGCUGGUCGAAGGGCACUCGGACGAAGCUUGCAAUGCGUGCACAACAGGCAAACGAGGAGCGGGCCUCGAGGGAACGCACAGAGGCGGUCAAACUAGCGAGGUUGAGCUCAGGUCCCCCGACACCAAUGCGUUCUACGGCUCCCCCUAUCGACGUAGAGAUGAGUGACGAGAGCGAAGACGAGGAGGAGGAGCUUUCGCAGAUGCGGUUUAACCCUCGACGGACAAGCUCAAGCCCGCGUAUUGGAGGCUCACCUAUCUACCCGAACAUACCCGAGGAAGACGAGGAGGAAGGCAUGCCGACGUCAAUACCGCCACUAUCGACCCCACAUCGCAGCUUGGAUUUCGAUUCUCAAUCAACACCCUCGAUUACUGUGACUGACCAUCAGCCUGCGCUGCACACGGACUCGACGGAGAUCGUACCAUCGGAAGACUUCAUCGUACCCUCUCCUGCCGGGGACGAGACCGAGCUUCCGACUGCUCGCGCUGAGAAGACUAUCUUCACCGAAGAACAGUUGUCUUCGAGCCCAAUUCCGAAACCUGCGCUGCUCGCCUCCCAUGCGGCAAAGGUCGCUCCACCUUCACAAGCCGUUGCAGAUACCAUCGUCGGGUCAGCGCCGCUGAGUGUUCUGGCACAGGCUGAUGAAAUUUCUUCUCCUCCCCAGUCCGACAGGAUGUCUAGUUUCUCUUCCCCCACCAUCACUUCUGGGGCCGCGUCGACCGUGCAGACCGUGACACCUUCGACGAGUACGAUUCGUCUUGGGGAGGUAUCAGCGCUCCCGAUCACCACGGGCUCCUCUUCCGUGCAGCCUUCGCCCACUGCGUCGUCCUUCGCAGGCUCGACCAGCAUGAGCUCUGCAGGCGUGCAGCAGGCGCUCACACCAGCGACUACUAUGUCAAUCAACAGCGUGGGAGGGGUAGAGAAGCCCCCGGGAACGGAGGGCAAGAAGCCAGAAGGUCACCCAUCGGAGUGGACUGUCGAGCAGGUAGUGGAGUGGCUGAAAUGGAAAGGGUUUGAUGAUGGCGUCUGCGAGAAGUUUAUUGAGCAAGAAAUCACAGGCGAUGUUCUCAUGGAACUCGAUGCGAACGUUCUCAAGUCUGAGAUCGGCAUCUUCACGUUCGGCAAGCGUGCCCGCAUCAUAAACGCGAUAACCGAGCUACGCCGUCCGCCCUCGAUUUACGAAUCCCCUUCUCACACACCUGCGCGCGUCAUGACGCCCCGCUCGCAGACCGGUCAGUCAUUGCAGUACUCGCAUUCACAUUCCGCCAGCAUGCAGAGCUCAGCUCCGACGCAUGGCUCGUGGGGCUACUCACCAUUGUACGCGCCCAGCAUGCAUGGGAACAUGAACAGUCCAGGGAUGCCUCCUGUGCCAAGGGAGGAGAGUCCACCGCCUACUGGGGACAGUGAUAUACGCCAUGGGUGGCCUAUGCCUGAGCCUGAGCCGGCAACAGCUCCUGCAGAGACGGAGAAGCCCAAAGACGAGCCUCUGGUUGGGCUUGGUCUCGGGUUGAAUGCGCCUCCUGCGGUCAAUGGGAAGGAAACUAAGUCGCGUCCGCCGAAUUUGGUUCUUUCACCAUCGCCUAGCGACGGGGCGCUGCAAGCGAGCAAGGGACGCCGCAUGUUCUGGCGAUCCGAAUCUGGUUCGAUCAAGGAGAAGACGUCGAUCAAUGACGUAUCCAGUCGCCACUCGAAGGAUGCGAGCAGCCAGCGCUUAAGGGAUACGGGAAGUCGGCAGUCGAAGGACGCGGGCAGUCGAAAUUCGAAGGAUAUCGCUAGUCCGCAGACGCCCUCGACGACCCUGACGACCUCGACGACGGAGAUUCCGCCAGUGCCGCCAUCGCCGAGUGUAGCUAAGCCAGAACCGAUCGAGGAGGUUGCCGCGACGAGACGGGUUCCGAGGAAGAGGGAGACUUCAGAAGGACGAAAGGCUUCGGAUCGUCUCAGCCUGUUCGGUGGUACCUUCUCCGGCACUCUCGGGAAGGGAAAUAAGAACAGGAAGCCUCCGCCUAGCAUCUCAACGUCUGGAGGUGAGGAAGAGAAACACCAUGGCACAUUCUCUAGGAUCCGGGAGAAGAGGUCUUCCAGGCGACCAUCCACAUCUGAUGGUACUUCUACUAAGAAGCCUCAUCACGUUCCGUCAAUCAGAGAGGUCAAGGAAUCCGCGGGAAGAGCCCUCGAGUCUGUCGAGAAGAAGAUGGAUCAUAGGGAGUGCAAGGAGGAGAGCAAGGAGGGGCUGAAAUCGCCAAAAGCGAAGCUUAAUGAAGUAAAGGAGAAAGCGCCGAGGCCCAAAGACAAUGGGAAGGAUCCCUCUACUCUGAGGAAACGCACUGUGUCCUCUGCCGGGGUGCCAGCGGUGAACAUUACUCCGCCGGACUCUCAAGGGAAUGGUAAGCCACGGUUCGAGCAAGGCAAGAGCAUUCUGCGACAGCUGGGGGAGGCGGAUCACAAAGGCUGGAUGCGGAAAAGAGGUGAACGGUACAAUACGUGGAAGAUGCGGUACUUCGUUCUGACGGGUCCACAUCUCUACUGGUUGCGGAGUGACAAGGACACGGAGACCAAGAUCAAAGGUUACAUCAACAUUGCUGGCUGCAAGGUCUCUCCGGAUGAGAACAUUGAUCCUGGACGCUAUGGCAUCCGCAUCGAGCACGAGCACGAGAAGGCCCAUUACUUCAGUUCUGAAGAGCAUGCUGUCAUUCGAGAGUGGAUGAAGGCCCUCAUGAAGGCUACUAUCACGAGGGACUAUACUGACAUUGUUGUCUCAUCAUGUAAUAUACCAACAAUCCCUCUCACUGUUGCUCAAGCCAUGAACCCCUCGCCUCGGCCACCGUCUCCUGGAUCGCGCGCGGCCACUCAGAAAGCAAUGCGUCCGCAGAACCCACAUCAGCUGUCCGAACGCGACGCACAGGUAUUGCUCAUGGGCGUGCAGGCGAAGGACAGGAAUAUACCGAGUUCCCUACGUUCGAGGCGGCAGUCUUUGUUCGCCAAUGACACGCUUUCCGCGAAGGGCAUUGAACCACCGUCACCGAAGGCUGCCACUCCUGCUGCUCCACCGCGACCGUCGCGAGAGUUGCGACGGCUGAAUUCGACUGCAGAACCGCAACCUGCUAUGGACGCCAACUUGAUCGAGUGGGCGAACUCUCACUUGCCAACGUCCUUGCAGGUAUCUGAUCCGUCUGGGCCACCUUUCGGUGGUCUAGCGCUUCUGCGUCUAGCAGAAGACAUCAAGGGCAAGUCCUCGUCGCCUAGGGUGCCAGACUCGGCCUUCCCCUCCGGUUCCGAGAAUGACAAGCUGGAUGGGCUGUUCAGACUUUUCGAUUUCCUGCUUGAUAACGACGUGAAGAUAAACUCAGUGAGCAUGAAUGACAUCCGGCAGGGCAAGAAGGAGAAGAUCGAGCAGCUGCUGCGGGCGAUGAAGGCAUGGGAGGAUAAGAGGAAAGCAGUUGUGCACAGUCUUUAG